Molecule: messenger RNA, 711 nt
Organism: Sorex fumeus (smoky shrew)
Lineage: Eukaryota; Metazoa; Chordata; Mammalia; Eulipotyphla; Soricidae
Product: immunoglobulin lambda-1 light chain-like
Exons: 4
Coding region: 1-711 (236 amino acids)
Biological process (GO): immunoglobulin production involved in immunoglobulin-mediated immune response; antigen processing and presentation of exogenous peptide antigen via MHC class II; positive regulation of T cell activation
Cellular component (GO): MHC class II protein complex
Molecular function (GO): MHC class II protein complex binding
Source: RefSeq, a predicted model, not a curated record
AUGUUCUGGGUUCCUGUCCUGUUGGCUCUCUUUGCCUUCUGCACAGGUUCUGAGUCUCAGCCAGUGCUGAAGCAGCCGCCGUCAGUGUCCUCGCCCCUGGGAACCACAGUCCACCUGGCCUGCACCUUGAGCAGUGACUAUGACAUCAGCAGUUAUGCCAUCUACUGGUACCAGCAGAGACCUGGGCACCCGCCCCGGUUCCUGCUGAGGUAUUUCUCCCACUCCAACAAGCAGCACGGUGCCAAUAUCCCUCCUCGCUUCUCAGGAUCCAAAGACGCGUCUGUGAACACUGGGUAUCUGAGCAUCUCUGAGCUGCAGCCUGAGGAUGAGGCUCUGUAUUAUUGUGCCGCAUGGUAUGUCUUUGGUGCAGGGACCCAGCUCUUCGUUCUCGGCCAGCCCAGUUCCACACCCGUGGUCACUCUGUUCCCACCCUCCCCGGAGGAACUCCGGAUCCACAAGGCCACGCUGGUGUGUCUGAUCAGUGACUUCUACCCUCGUACCCUGACGGUGGCCUGGAAGGCGGACAGCCGCCCCAUCACGCAGGGCGUGGAGACCUCGGAGCCCUUGCAGCAGGGCAACCUCAAGUAUGUGGCCAGCAGCUUCCUGAGCCUGUCCACAGAGCGGUGGAACUCCCACGGCCAAAUCAGCUGUGAGAUCACACACGAGGGCAGCACCGUGAAGAAGACGGUGACCGCCGCAGAAUGCCGUUAG